GGGGAAAAAACCAACUGCUCCAAAAGAAUGUGUUUUUCUCCUAUUCUGGAAAUCAACAUGCAGUCUGAAUCUAACAUUACAGUGCGAGAUGACAUUGAUGACAUCAACACCAACAUGCACCAACCACUAUCAUAUCCAUUAAGCUUUCAAGUGUCUCUCACUGGAUUUCUUAUGUUAGAAAUUGUGUUGGGACUUGGCAGCAACCUCACCGUAUUGGUUCUUUACUGCAUGAAAUCCAACUUAAUCAACUCUGUCAGUAACAUUAUUACAAUGAAUCUUCAUGUACUAGAUGUAAUAAUUUGUGUGGGAUGUAUUCCUCUAACUAUAGUUAUCCUUCUGCUUUCACUGGAGAGUAACACUGCUCUUAUCUGCUGUUUCCAUGAGGCCUGUGUAUCUUUUGCAAGUGUCUCAACAGCAAUCAACGUUUUUGCUAUCACUUUGGACAGAUAUGACAUUUCUGUAAAACCUGCAAACCGAAUUCUGACAAUGGGCAGAGCUGUAAUGUUAAUGAUAUCCAUUUGGAUUUUUUCCUUUUUCUCUUUCUUGAUUCCCUUUAUUGAGGUAAAUUUUUUCAGUCAUCAAAGUGGAAAUACAUGGGAAAACAAGACGCUUUUGUGUGUCAGUACAAAUGAAUACUACACUGAACUGGGAAUGUAUUAUCAUCUGCUAGUACAGAUCCCAAUAUUCUUUUUCACUGUUAUAGUAAUGUUAAUCACAUACACCAAAAUACUUCAGGCUCUAAAUAUUCGAAUAGGCACGAGAUUCUCAACAGGGCCGAAGAAGAAAGCAAGAAAGAAAAAGACAAUUUCUCUAACCACGCAACAUGAGACUACAGACAUGUCACAAAGCAGUGGUGGGAGAAAUGUAGUCUUUGGUGUAAGAACUUCAGUGUCUGUAAUAAUUGCUCUCCGGCGAGCUGUGAAACGACACCGUGAACGACGAGAAAGGCAGAAAAGAGUCUUCAGAAUGUCUCUAUUGAUAAUUUCUACAUUUCUUCUCUGCUGGACACCAAUUUCUGUUUUAAAUACCACCAUUUUAUGUUUAGGCCCAAGUGACCUUUUAGUAAAAUUGAGGUUGUGUUUUCUAGUCAUGGCUUAUGGAACAACUAUUUUUCAUCCUCUACUAUAUGCAUUCACUAGACAGAAAUUUCAAAAGGUCUUGAAAAGUAAAAUGAAAAAGCGAGUUGUUUCAAUAGUGGAAGCUGACCCCAUGCCAAAUAAUGCUGUAAUACACAACUCUUGGAUAGAACCUAAAAGAAACAAAAAAAUUACAUUUGAAGAUAGUGAAAUAAGAGAAAAAUGCUUAGUACCUCAGGUUGUCACAGACUAGGGAAGUCUAAGUUUUGCCAAAACCACAUCCAGAAGUUCUAAAUUUAAAUUGUAAAAAAAAUGAAAUUACUGCCAAAUAUAAGGGAAAAACAAUUUAAGUAUUGGUUAUGUUGUAAAUUUUUAAUGUAAAUGUCAAAAUUAGAUUAGGUCAUAUAUAUUCAAUCUCUUCAUUACUUAAUGUAUUUGUUGCAUGGCAGUUUGUUAAAGUAAUAUCAUGUGUAUAUUUUGUCAAUAUUAUGUCCAGCAGAAGAAAUUCAUGUAAGUCAUAUUUUCUAAAGAAUAAAUACAUAGCCUUAAAAC
Molecule: messenger RNA, 1628 nt
Organism: Talpa occidentalis (Iberian mole)
Lineage: Eukaryota; Metazoa; Chordata; Mammalia; Eulipotyphla; Talpidae
Gene: GPR22
Product: G protein-coupled receptor 22
Exons: 1
Coding region: 28-1329 (433 amino acids)
Biological process (GO): G protein-coupled receptor signaling pathway
Cellular component (GO): membrane
Molecular function (GO): G protein-coupled receptor activity; peptide binding
Source: RefSeq, a predicted model, not a curated record